Penaeus monodon (black tiger shrimp) is the source of this 1315-nucleotide messenger RNA. Its product is annotated as innexin inx2-like. The transcript has 3 exons. NCBI's taxonomy places the organism in Eukaryota, Metazoa, Arthropoda, Malacostraca, Decapoda, Penaeidae. Gene Ontology annotation, molecular function: gap junction channel activity. The record is from RefSeq and is a predicted model, not a curated record. Bases 144 to 1214 code for a protein of 356 amino acids. Gene Ontology annotation, cellular component: plasma membrane; gap junction.
CUUAGCUUACGCCAUCUUACACACAAGAAAGAAGAAGGUAUAUUGUUAAAGUCUCGCGUACGCUUCGAAAGAGUUUCAGUUGACUAGCGCGAGUGUCAGGAGAGGUUUGGUUAAAGAAGGUUCGAGUGGUUGACGCUGCAAGGAUGGGCUGCCUGGACUUUUGCGCAUCCUUCUGGAAGAAAGUGAAAGCCAUCUUCAGCAAAUAUCUGGCUUCCUCCCCGGACAUCUCGUGCAACGGACUGGUGCUCAAACUACACUACCGAUGCUCAUGUCUAGUCAUGUUCUUCGCGUUUCUCCCCGUUUGCUGGUCAUGGUUCUCCCGUGAUGUCAUAACUUGCACGUCACUCUUCAACGCCGAGACACAAGUGCGACUCGACUACCUCAACAUCUGCCUCUCGUACCCCUUCGUGGAGGAGGAGGGUGGAGAGAGACGCUACAUCCUCUUCUACAGGUGGAUUUGGUGGUCGCUUGCCUUCUUGGUUGUAGUGUUCUACAUCCCCAGGAUUUUGUGCAGGAUCUUCGACAACGGCCAGUGCAGCAGUCUCCUGAAGGAACUCUCGAUCAAGGCCCGCUGCCACAAGGAGCAAUGGCACGAGCUGGAGGAGACAGCGGCCCAGUACCUGCGCGUGAACCUCAACACCCACAACGGCCUCUACUGGAAAUUCCUGUCGGCAAAUCUGCUGGCGCUCCUUAUCGACUGCUUCGCCAUAGGGUUCCUGGACAUCGUCCUGCAGGGCCGCUUCAGCCAGUACGGUCACCGGGGCUUCCCUUACGAGAGGAACGCCACGAGCUUUACCGACGACUUCUCCCAGACGUUCCCGCCCUUCGUGUCAUGCGAGCUGAGUAGUGAGCACGCACUGGUCAAUCGACGAGUUGAGAGAUACGGGUGCCACUUGACCCUUAUGGAGCUAUACGACAAGCUGUUCCUGUUCCUUUGGUACUGGCUCGUUUUCCUCGCCGUCGUCGCCAGCUGCUACCUCGUGUUCCUCUUCGUGAUGUGGCUGCCGUUCGUGCGCGAGCGCUUACUCCGCCCAGCCAAGCCCGCCAUCGCCGAGGAAAACGUUGGGGUGGUGGUCGCUGGGGCGCUGAGCAAGUGCAAGCUCGGGGACGUGUAUGUCCUCUACCGGAUCAAGAGCCGCGUCAGCCACGCCCAGUUCUUGUACCUCUUGAAGCGGCUCUCCGAACCCAAUUUCCUCAAGGAUGACGCCGCUUAGAGGCUCUUUCCAACUCCGGAAUCAGAAUCCUGGUGCUCUUCUUCUCGUCUUGUUAUUUGUUACCAUAUUUCUUUGUACUCGAGAAUAUUGCUUAGAGUAAA